Molecule: messenger RNA, 1620 nt
Organism: Amborella trichopoda
Lineage: Eukaryota; Viridiplantae; Streptophyta; Magnoliopsida; Amborellales; Amborellaceae
Product: alpha-galactosidase
Biological process (GO): carbohydrate metabolic process
Cellular component (GO): plant-type cell wall
Molecular function (GO): hydrolase activity, hydrolyzing O-glycosyl compounds
Source: RefSeq, a predicted model, not a curated record
CAAAGGUAGGGAUGAUAUCCAAAUCACGUGAUUUUCUCGUUUUCUUCAAAUCAAACUUCAAUCCAUUUCCAUUUAUAUAUAUCUCAACACACUCUCCAAAGAUAGAAUAUGAAUCAGCAUUCUAAUUUUGAGUCCCCAAAAGCCUAUAUAUUCAUAUGGGAAUCCCACAACUAAAACCGUUCCUAUUCUCUUCGUUUUUUUGCUGGUUUUUUGUGAAAGAAAACAUGAAGCUUUUGCUCAUCUUUCUCUGUUUCUCUCUCUUCACCUCGGAGGCCCUGGCCCUGCAUCAUCAUGUAAGACAAAGCAGAAGAAAUUUGCUCGCCAAUGGCCUUGGUUUAACUCCUCAGAUGGGAUGGAACAGUUGGAAUCACUUCAAUUGCAAUAUUGCUGAGAAAACAAUAAUAGAAACAGCCGAUGCUCUUGUUUCAACUGGGUUAUCCAAAUUGGGAUACCGUUAUGUUAACAUAGAUGAUUGUUGGGCUGAGAAAGAACGUGAUUCCAAGGGUAAUUUGGUGCCAAAGGCAUCAACUUUUCCAAAUGGAAUCAAGGCUCUUGCCGAUUAUGUCCAUUCAAAGGGGCUUAAACUUGGAAUAUACUCGGAUGCGGGGUAUCAAACUUGUAGCAAAACUAUGCCAGGAUCUCUUGGUCAUGAGGAACAAGAUGCUAACACCUUCGCUUCAUGGGGGAUUGAUUAUUUGAAAUAUGAUAACUGCAACAACGAUGGAUCAAAACCCCCAGAAAGGUAUCCUGUUAUGACCAGGGCUUUGUUGAAGACAGGACGCCCUAUAUUUUUCUCUCUGUGUGAGUGGGGUGAUUUGCAUCCAGCUCUCUGGGGUGCAGCUGUAGGGAACAGUUGGAGGACCACCAAUGAUAUCGCCGACACUUGGGAUAGCAUGAUUUCUCGAGUGGACAUGAACGAUGUAUGGGCACCUUAUGCUCGGUUUGGAGGCUGGAAUGACCCAGACAUGCUUGAGGUUGGAAAUGGUGGAAUGACCAAGAAUGAAUAUAUUGCCCAUUUCAGCCUUUGGGCCCUAGUAAAGGCUCCCCUUCUCAUAGGUUGCGACGUAAGAUCUGCCAACAAUGAGACACUUGAGAUAAUCGGCAACGAGGAGGUCAUUGCCGUUAACCAAGAUCUUCUUGGUGUCCAAGGCACAAAAGUUAGGAUGGAGGGAGAUCAAGAGAUUUGGGCAGGACCACUGUGGGGAGGUAGGGUAGCGGUGGUGCUAUUGAACCGAGGACCGAGGGACUAUGAAAUAAUUGCUGAAUGGGACGAUAUUGGCCUCCCCAGCACCGCAACAGCUAAAGUCAGGGAUCUUUGGAAGCAUAAAACAUUGAAGAAAACGUUCCAUAAAAGAUUAACAGCUACAGUGAAGCCACAUUCAUGCAAAAUGUACAUCUUGACGCCUGUCUCUCCUUGAAAUCGUUUUCCUAUUUUUAUUUUUAUUUUUAUUUUAUUGUUUUUGGGCCAACCAAUAGCCCACAAGCUUCACUAGAGUUUCUUUUCAUGUUUUUAUGAAAUGUAACCAGAUUGCAUAGGGCUUAUUAAUAAUGUUAGACUCCCCUGCAUUUACCUCGGAAACUGGUAACAUAUAACAAGUUACUAUGUUUGUUUUGAAGUUG